AUGACCAGUAAGAGACUUACCGUCACAAUUACCUGUGAUGGGCUACAAUCUCAGCGACUGGCUGAAGAUUGUGAUAGGCUGAGGUCCACCUCGCUUACCGUCCAAGAUUUGGUGACUCUGAUGGUUGUCUUGGGGGCCGGCCGAGGGGGUGAAAGUGGUGAGAAGGGAGGAGCUUCGGCAGAUUACCAGCCUGCAUUUAGGGGAUCUGCUGCAAGGCCUGGCUUUGAUCAUGGAGGAGAAGGUUAUGGUGUUGCUCCAUCUAGUUCUCUUGGUUUUGCUUGA
Molecule: messenger RNA, 282 nt
Organism: Dovyalis caffra
Lineage: Eukaryota; Viridiplantae; Streptophyta; Magnoliopsida; Malpighiales; Salicaceae
Source: the annotation of a GenBank genome assembly